AUUGUACAAGUUACUUCUAUAUUUGUUCUGAUACAUUCUGUUAUAGUCUUUCAAGGACACUUCUAGGCUUCUUUUGGUAAACUCAGUUGCAUGGCUGUUUGUUUGAGUUCUUGUUCUUUAUCUUCUUCGACUAGCUAUUUAGCACCGUAUAAUUUGUCACAUCAUGAGAACUUAGCAACCAGAGUGUGUUUCUCAUGCGAUUAUGUCGAUCAUGGGAGAACCAAUCAAAGCAGGCGUUUUGCGCUCAAAGCAUCUAUUGUGCAGCCACUGAAUGCCGUUUCUCUGCACGCUGAUACAGUAGUGCAUACUCCGGCUGCAGAACAUGUUGAGAUUCCAGCAAAAGAGGGAUAUAUUCCCUUCUUCGACAGCGACACAGAAGAAUCGACUCUCAGCAUCAUUGUUAUCGGAGCUUCAGGGGACCUUGCCCGGAAGAAAAUCUUCCCUGCACUCUUUGCUCUUUUUUACGAAGACCGCCUACCUGAGAAUUUUACAAUUAUUGGCUAUGCACGGACUAUAAUGACUAGUGAGGAGCUGAGGAAUAUAAUAAGCACAACCUUGACUUGUAGAAUAGACAAGAGGGAAAAUUGUGACGAGAAAAUGGAUCAGUUCUUGAAACGAUGCUUUUACCAUUCCGGUCAAUAUAGCUCAGAGGAACACUUCUUCGAAUUGGACAGAAAGCUGAAAGAGAAAGAGGCUGGAAGACAAUCAAAUAGGCUGUUCUACUUGGCAAUUCCACCAAACAUGUUUGUGGAUGUGGUGAGAUGUACUAGACGCCGAGCUUCUUCAGAAGAUGGAUGGACUCGAGUCAUAGUUGAGAAACCAUUUGGUCGUGACUUGGAGUCAUCCAGAGAGCUGACUAGAGAGCUAAGGCAAUAUCUAUCUGAAGACCAAAUAUUCAGAAUUGAUCAUCAUUUAGGUGAGGAGCUUGUGGAGAAUCUAUUGGUACUUCGUUUCUCAAAUCUGGUAUUUGGGCCUUUAUGGUCCAGGAACUACAUUCGCAAUGUUCAAUUUAUCUUCUCUGAAGAUUCUGGAACAGAGGGAAGAGGCAGAUACUUCGAUAAUUAUGGAAUCAUCCGGGAUAUAAUGCAAAAUCAUCUUCUUCAAAUACUAGCACUAUUUGCCAUGGAAACACCUGUCAGCUUAGAUGCCGAGGACAUUAGAAACGAAAAGGUAAAGGUUCUACGUUCGAUGAAACCAGUUAAGCUUGAAGAUGUAGUUGUAGGUCAAUACAAGGGGUGUUGCGAGGGAGAUACAUCAUAUCCUGGUUAUACUGAUGACCCAUCAGUUUCAGAUGAUAGCCUCACACCAACAUUUACAGCCGCAACUCUCUUUGUUAACAAUGCUAGAUGGGAUGGAGUUCCUUUCCUGAUGAUAGCAGGCAAGGCUCUUCAAUCAAAAAGAGCAGAAAUUAGAGUACAGUUCAAACAUGUCCCAGGUAACUUGUAUAAUAAGAAGUUUGGAACUGAUUUAGGGCAGGCCACGAACGAACUAGUGAUUCGUGUACAACCGGAUGAAGCAAUAUAUCUGAAGAUCAAUAACAAGGUUCCUGGUCUUGGUAUGAGACUGGAUCGCAGUGACCUUAAUUUGCUCUUCAAAGCAAGGUAUCCAAGAGAAAGUCCAGAUGCAUAUGAAAGACUAGUAUUGGAUGCCAUAGAAGGAGAGCGAAGAUCAUUCAUUAGAAGCGACGAACUUGAUGCAGCUUGGGAAAUAUUCACGCCAUUGUUGAAAGAACUGGAGAAAAAGAAGAUUGCCCCAGAACUUUACACAUAUGGUAGUAGUGGCCCCGUUGGAGUGCAUUAUCUUGCUGCUAAGCACAAUGUUCGCUAUGAAGAUUAUUGUUGAUGAUUAUGAUAAAUUAGAAAACUUUAUUUAAAUAAAAGUACGUAUUUAAAUA
Molecule: messenger RNA, 1894 nt
Organism: Pistacia vera
Lineage: Eukaryota; Viridiplantae; Streptophyta; Magnoliopsida; Sapindales; Anacardiaceae
Product: glucose-6-phosphate 1-dehydrogenase, chloroplastic-like
Exons: 10
Coding region: 91-1842 (583 amino acids)
Biological process (GO): glucose metabolic process; pentose-phosphate shunt, oxidative branch
Cellular component (GO): chloroplast stroma
Molecular function (GO): glucose-6-phosphate dehydrogenase activity; NADP binding
Source: RefSeq, a predicted model, not a curated record